CUGCUCCUUUAAAUAUACAAAUUCUAUGGCCAACCCUCUAUUGGGUAGAGGCUUGGAACGCAUGACGUCAGAACCCGGAAGCCCACUACCGGGUAGGUGUGUGAGGCUGGGGAUGUGGGGCAGUGCGCCGGUGACGUGUCUCAGGAAAUGCAGGACUGACUGACUACAAUGAGGUACAAGACCUGUAUGAAUCCAUCAUGGUUCUCCAGAUCCAACUUGCACACCUUUCUGCUUGGGUUUACUUUCGUUGGCCUUGGAUCAAGCCGUGUCCUUUUGGUGAAGUUCUCCGCUAAUGAGGAUAAUAAAUACGACUAUGUUCCAGCCACGGUCAAUGUGUGCGCUGAGGCUGUCAAGCUCUUUUUUUGUCUGAUAAUGGCCUUUCGAGUCAUUGUGAAAGAAAGGCGGUCAUUGCGAUGCUCCUCGUGUUUUACAUUGAAGGAAUUCUGCCGCUACAUCAAAUGGGCUGUACCUGCAUUUCUCUACUUUUUAGACAAUCUCAUAUUUUUCUAUGUCCUGAUCUAUCUACAGCCAGCCAUGGCUGUAUUGUUGUCCAAUUUUGUUAUCAUUACAACUGCGUUCUUCUUCAGGAUCAUAUUAAAGCGGCACCUUUCCUAUGUUCAGUGGGCCUCUCUUCUAGUACUCUUCCUGUCCAUAAUGGGCCUCACAUCCCAUAAUGGCACCCACAAAGAAGUCUCAGUCCACGGAGUUCACAACAUUUUCCACUCAAAACCAUCCAACAGUUGCCUUUUUGUGGCAAAACCUGAUGCCGAAAGUCAUGAAACCAGUAAUCCAGCAAUACAGAGUACAUUAAAAUAUAUCCCUCUUGGAUUUGGACACCUUCUGAUCUUACUGCAGUGCGUUAUAUCUGCACUGGCAAAUAUCUACAAUGAGAAAAUCCUGAAAGAGGGGGACCAGAUGUCUGAGAGCAUUUUUAUUCAAAACAGCAAACUUUACGUGUUUGGUGUUUUGUUUAAUGGACUCACAUUGUCUCUACACAGUGAGCACUUCGGCAAAAUAAAGUCCUGUGGAUUUUUUUAUGGGCAUAAUGGAUUUUCAAUUGCUCUCAUUUUUGCAACUGCAUUUGUCGGGUUGUCAGUGGCUUUUAUACUAAAGUUCCGAGACAAUAUGUUUCACGUACUCACAGCACAAGUGACAACCGUUAUAAUUACCAUUGUGUCAUUUUUUGUAUUCAAUUUUAAGCCCUCUCUGGAAUUCUUUCUCCAAGCUCCUGUGGUUCUUCUCUCUAUAUAUAUUUAUAAUGCAAGCAGAAUAAUAGAAUCCAAAGGCCCUGCUCAACGUGAAAAGUUAAAAAUAGUAAAUGGAGAUGUUUGGGAACGCUCUCGUGGUGAUGGGGAGGAGCUUGAAAAGUUAACCAGAACAAGUGAUGACUCUGAGACCGAUGAAGACAUUUUUUAAUGAAUAUGAUGUAGCACAGACUAAACAGUCACAGAUAUAUGGACUUUUUUUUUUUUUUUUUUUGUUUAAUUGUCUAAUUUGGUGGUGCAAACACAGUGGUUUGCAUCGGAUGUUACAUAUUUGGAACUGUUUAUUCUGAAAAAAUAUCAGUGUUGCGAUGCAUAAUGUGAAAAGUUAAAUAUGGUAGGUUACCUUGUUACAUAUGAGCUAUGUGUUAAGGAUAUGUCUUUGCCAGGAAGACUAUUCUACAGAUUUUUAAAGCCAAUCUCUACCUCUGCUUGGACCUCUCCUCCACAAAGUCCUAGUUAUCUGAGGUCUCUGAAUUUCCAGAUUGGGGGACUUAUUUUGAUACAGUCAAAGUGUGCUAACAUGACCUUAGAGGGGCGUAAAUGUCUGAUAGGUGCAGGUCUCCUCUCUAGGAACUUCUCCUGUUGGGAGAACAUCACUCUGGUGACUGAGCAGCACUUGGAAAUGAAAGGAGAACGGCGCAACAGCAUAGCGGCCUCUCUAUUGAACUCCAUGUUAUUCAUGGAGGCCCCCACUCUCCAUAGGUGUGGCUGGGGCUCUCACCUAUCAGGUAUUUACAGCAUAUCCUCUAUGAAUGGGUAAAAGAAGCCAGGCUCCUAAAUAAGCUUGAUAAUGACAGUAGUAAUACUCAAGGUACCGGUCCCCCUCCAACCAGUGUCUUUUGCUGCUCUUUGACACAGAUAUGUGAUCGCUAAGCCAGUCACUACUGCCGCCAGUAAUUGGCUCAGUGGUCACAUUUCCAUGUUGACAGGGAGCAGUAAUUGUAUUGGAUUGGUAAGGUGACUAUUACUACUUUCCUUAUUUUCAAGUAUUCCAAGCAUAUUGUAAAGAAUUUGAGGUGACUGGACAACCCCUUUAAGAUGUGCACAGCCUUUUAAGGGUUGUUCGGUUGUAUUUCUUGUACUGUAUACUGUAAUAUUGCUAAUCAAACACGGUUCCAGAAGAUAUUUUUACUUGAGUGCCUUAGUCUUUUCCAGUUCCUUGCAGGAAAUGUUUGCUCUUACAACCUUAAUUAUAUUUCAGUAGUACGAAGUAAGUUGACACAAAAAAAGUUUUCCCAAAUAUAAAUUUUGAUACGUGAAUCUGUUGAUUUAAUGUGUUCUCUGCGAGUGCAUGUGUGUAUACAUUGUAUACUUGCUUGCAUGCUUUCAUCUUCCUCCUUUGCUUUUUGGUUCUCCAUCUUUGAUUGCCUCAGCAUGGUGGUUCACCACAGGCAGGACGUUUCUACCAACCCAGCUUUGACAGAAUGCCUGUUCAGCGCAACUACACACAAGCACUCCUUCUAGGCAUGUAAUGUGGUUUUAAGGAAAUUAUUUUGUGCUUGAGGAAUAGCAUUUGUAAUGAAUUUUCAAAGUUCCACCAAGAGAGAUCACCUGUGUAGGUAUGGCAGUGUUAAAGCAUGCUCUUCACAUUGGUAGCAGCAUCCCAUUAACUGGUUGUAUGGUCCUCUGUAGGAUCUGUUAAAAGUGGCUUUAGCACCAGUAUUGCUCCAACAAGUUUGGCUACUUGGGAUGUUGCCUGUGUAGUACUACAGUUUGCAGUUAUUUCUGAUUGUGCUGGAAAUACGUUUUAGGUUAUGCAGUUUACAGGAUGUCCUCUCUUUUUGGUGCCAUAGGCAGACAAAAAAAAAUUGCCCCUCAAGCCAUAAAAUCAAUGGAAAAUAAUUGGUGAUUAGGUUAUUGGUAGAGAAUAAUCUAAUGGGAGGAACACUGCUGGUGUAUGGAAGUGAAGGCGUUACUGGGCACUACUGACCUCCUUUGUCCAGCGCUGUGUGUGCGCUCCAGUUAUUGGUCUACCACUAGUGAUGACUAAUUCUUAGUGGCAACAUCAGGUUUUGUAAUACGAAGGAGAUAAGAUGAGUGUGGUCUUGUGAGAUAAUCUCCCAAGUGAGUAGAGCCUUACCCAACAUUGUCCACCUACGUCCAUAAACAUAGUUAUGAAAAAAAAACAAAGCACACCCUCUUAGAAUUCUAUAGUUUUACCUAUCUGGACCUUAAAAGGUCUUAAAAUGAGGUAAAUACCACAUCAGAUGAACAACAACACACAACAGAUUCCAUCACUUUCAAAGUGGAAGACCUUGUGUGGAAAAACUAAAUACACCUCCUGAAUAAGCAGCUUGUAGAACCACCCUUAGCAUCAAUAACUUGAAGUAAUGGUUUUCUCUGACUUUCUCGCAUAUUGUUUUGGAGAAAAGCUGGCCCACUCUUCUUUACACUGUUGUAGUUCAUUGAGGUUUGUAGGUAUUAAUUUUAUGCACAGCUCUCUUAACCCCUAAAGGACAACCGUCAUACAUGUACAGCGAAAGUCCCAGGUUUAAACAUUGUGCCUGCUCAGAAGUUGAGCAGGCAUCAUAGCCACCAGGUUUCUACUGUUUUAAACAGCAGACACCCAGAGGCAAUGACCAUGGUAUAUAUGUGGUAAAAUCCCAGGUGUGCAGCCUGAAAGGCUCACGCACGCCGAGAUUGGGGUUGCUGUGGCAGCCUCUGGCUGGGUGAAGGAUCUUGGGCCUGCCACAUAUGUAACAUAGGGAAUCUUUAAUAGAUUGUUAUGGUAAUUCAUUGCAGUCUAUGGGAGAAGCGAUCAGAUGAUCACAUGUUCAAGUACCCUAGGGGGAAACUUAAAAAAAUAAAAUAUAUAAAAAAAAAUCCUAACUCAAAACGUCCUCUUUUCCUGUAUUAAAAAUAAACACCUAAUUAGCACUGCUGCAUCCCAAAAUGCCAAUACUACUAAAAUAUAAAUGUGUUUAACCCUUCUGGGAAUUCUGUAACAGAAAUUAAAAAAAAGUCAUACACACUCCAAAAUGGUAUCAAUAAAAACUAUAGAUCACCUCUCAAAAAAUGAACCCUCAUGCAGCUCUAUAGACCUAAAUUUAAAAAGGUAAUGGGUGUCGGUAUAUGGCAGUGAUGCUAAACCUGCGACCCUCCAGCUGUUGCAAAACUACAAUUCCCAGCAUGCCCUAAUAGAUGUAGGCUGUCCAAGCAUACUGGGAAUUGUAGUUUUAUAACAGCUGUAGGGCCGCAGGUUGGGCAUCCCUGGUAUAUGGCAAACAACAUUUUUUUUAAAGUAUUAAAACACAAACUAUAUAAAUGUAUCGCUGCAAUUGUCCUGACCCAUAGAAUGAAGGUAACAGGUCAGCUUUAUCCCUUAGAGAAAGACAUGAACAUGAUACCCAUAAAACUAUAUUAGAAUAGUUUUUUUUAGUUUUUUUAAGUUGCACCCUUUUUUGAAAAAUAAAAUUUUCUAGCUCCUUACUACAAACUAUGCAAUAUAAGAUGGAAUUAUUAGAAAGUACAAUUUGUCUUGUGAAAAACAAGCUCUCAUACAGCUAUGUGAACCUUAAAAUAAAAUGUUAUGGCUUUGGGACAGCAGGGAGUAAAAAAAAAGAGAUUCAAGGACUGAAGUCUGGACUUUGACUGUGUGUAACACCUCGAUUCUUUUAUUUUUCAGUCAUCCUGUUGCAUGACCCAGUUUCAGUUAAGCUUAUGCAAGACAUUUUGUAAUAUAGUUUACCAAGAAAAAGUAGCACCUUCCAGGAGCCUUCAGUUCUCCUUUUAUUACCAAAUAUUUAGAAACCUCUUAAGUCAGUAAAACAUUUGUCCUCAGUAAGGGCUUGUGCUGCGGACAUAGUCUGUCCCCAUUCUGGU
Messenger RNA from Bufo gargarizans (Asiatic toad), 5087 nucleotides. It is a transcript of the gene SLC35A5, whose product is annotated as solute carrier family 35 member A5. NCBI's taxonomy places the organism in Eukaryota, Metazoa, Chordata, Amphibia, Anura, Bufonidae. Gene Ontology annotation, cellular component: Golgi membrane. Gene Ontology annotation, molecular function: pyrimidine nucleotide-sugar transmembrane transporter activity. The transcript is spliced from 7 exons. Gene Ontology annotation, biological process: pyrimidine nucleotide-sugar transmembrane transport. The record is from RefSeq and is a predicted model, not a curated record. Bases 169 to 1416 code for a protein of 415 amino acids.